AUGAAGGUGGGCAGUGGUGAGAGUACUUGUUUCUGGGGUGAUCGAUGGCUUGUAGAUGGUCCGCUUAAAACACAAUUCCCCGCUGUCUAUGCGAUUACUUCGUCAAAGGGCGGGACUGUGGCUCAAGUUCGAACAACUGUAGAUGGUGAGGUUUGGUGGGACUUGGGAAUCAACAGAAGAGUUCAAGACCAUAUGGUGAGAGAAAUAAGCUCCCUCCUUAAUUUGCUUGACGGUUUCGUGCCGGAAGAUGGUAAUGAAUCCGAUUAUAGAGUAUGGUUGGGGAAUAAAUCUAAUGGGACUUUUACAGUGAAGUCUUGUUACCUGUGGUUGAUCUCUGACUGCCCUUCUCCGGAGAGGUUCAUACAUCCUAAAAAGAUUUGGUCUAAACAUUGGCCAACGAUUGUUAGCUUCUUCAUGUGGGUAGCAGGCCUGGAAAAGAUUUCAACCCAAGACAUGAUGUGUAGAAGAGGAUGGUAUAAAGAAUGGGUGAAUCAUUGCUACAUGUGCGUGCGGGAUGGCGAAUCAGCUAAGCAUCUUCUCAUCCAUUGCGACUUGGCCUGGCGUAUAUGGGGUCUUUUUCUCAUGGAUUGGAACAUCAAAUGGGCAACUCCUCCUGAUAUUACUUCUCUCAUCUCUAGCUGGCCUGUUAGAUCUAACUCGAAGAGGAAGGUAUUGGUGUUGAAAGUGCUCCCGGCCGCUAUACUUUGGAAUUUUUGGAAGGAAGGAAAGGAAUCUCAGGGCCUUCCAAGAUAUCAGUAA
Papaver somniferum (opium poppy) is the source of this 759-nucleotide messenger RNA. RefSeq lists its product as uncharacterized. The record is from RefSeq and is a predicted model, not a curated record. Lineage: Eukaryota; Viridiplantae; Streptophyta; Magnoliopsida; Ranunculales; Papaveraceae. The transcript has a single exon. Bases 1 to 759 code for a protein of 252 amino acids.